AUGUUGGGCCAGAGUAUCCGGAGGUUCACGACGUCCCUGGUCCGCCGCGGCCACUACGAGGAGGGCCUGGGCAAGACCUUGCCAUUUUCAGUGGAAAACAAGUGGCGGUUACUGGCCAUGAUGGCUGUUUUCUUUGGAUCUGGAUUUGCAGCACCCUUCUUUAUAGGAAGACAUCAAUUGCUUAAGAAAUAAGGAUGUUUUAAUUCAUCCAUUUAACAGAUAGGAAGAAUGUUUAAGAGGUACAACCUCAGAAAUGGAUCAGACUCUUAAACUCCUACAAUAUGUGCUUGUAAAUAAACUAAUGACAU
This is a messenger RNA of Jaculus jaculus (lesser Egyptian jerboa), 308 nucleotides long. RefSeq names its product cytochrome c oxidase subunit 7C, mitochondrial-like. Bases 1 to 192 code for a protein of 63 amino acids. Gene Ontology annotation, biological process: mitochondrial electron transport, cytochrome c to oxygen. The transcript has a single exon. The record is from RefSeq and is a predicted model, not a curated record. Lineage: Eukaryota; Metazoa; Chordata; Mammalia; Rodentia; Dipodidae.